AUGUAUGACAAAUUUAUAGCCAAUACAAAACUACAAGAUUGGACAACAAAUGUUGAUAAAUGGUCCUCUAAUACGCAGCAUACAUUGAGUAAUAAAAGAGAAACACGGGAUAGACUGCCUAUAAAAGAAGAAGCUCGGUAUUUAAAGCCACCGGUGUCACGUUCACCUCAAAAUUUACUAGCAAAUAAUGUUGAUGUGAAGAAUGAAUUUGACAUGGAAAUAACGAGUGAUGGGCAGGUCAUAACUAAUGAUUAUUUACCUAAGCAACACCCUGAAACACUCUAUUCCUCGUUGCCAGGGAAAAAGACAAAAAAUCAACUCUGCAGUCAGACU
Messenger RNA from Iphiclides podalirius (scarce swallowtail), 333 nucleotides. The record is from the annotation of a GenBank genome assembly. Lineage: Eukaryota; Metazoa; Arthropoda; Insecta; Lepidoptera; Papilionidae.